UGAACGAUCAUUUUUAGUAUAAAACGGUAUGAUUUUGUGAUAGGAAUUUUUUGUAGAAUAAUUGAAAAUGUGGGUAUUUAUUUUAAUUAGUUUAUUGUGCAGUGGUAGUACAUUGUCUGCUAAAAUACAGACCCCUCAAAAAAAAUCAGUAUUCAUCUUUCCCAAAGACGAAACUCCAUUAAAUAAGAAUGCUCCCAUUCGAAUCGUAGGUGGUCAAGAGGCGAAUGCUCAUCAGUUUCCUUAUCAAGUUGGUCUUUACGUUACAUAUGCCAUGAAUCAAGCUUUUUGUGGAGGAUCACUGAUAUCCCAAAAUUAUGUUUUGACUGCUGCCCAUUGUGCUGAAGGAGCAGUAUCUAUGCAAGUUAUAUUAGGUGCUCAUAACAUCUCUGAUACCUCAGAAAGUUCAAGGCAAACUCAAACAUCGGCCACAUUUAUUGUUCAUCCAAGUUGGGACAGCAGUACACUCACAAAUGACGUUGCCUUAGUAAAACUAACUACCCCUGCAGAACUUAACAGCUAUGUCCAAAUUAUCCAGUUGGCUAGUGGAAGUAAUAGUUACGCUAAUAAUCAAGGAAUUGCAACUGGCUGGGGAAAAACUAUAGAUUCUCAGAGCUCAGUGACAGAUAUUUUACGAUACGAAACCAAUACGAUUAUGAACAAUGAGCAAUGUAAGGCUACAGAUAGCGACUAUGCUUCAGUUAUAAAGGAUACUCAUUUAUGUCAGUCUGGAGAAGGGAUCAGAGGCAUAUGCAAAGGAGAUAGCGGCGGUCCGUUGGUCACGAACGGAGUUCAAGUAGGAAUUACCUCUUUUAGCUACAAGAGCUGCGAAGCUGGAAAACCAUCAGUUUUUACUAGAAUAACCUCUUUCUCGGACUGGAUUACAAAUAACAGCGAUGUUACUUUUCUGUGAAUAUUAUUUUUAGAAUACUAAAGGAAAAUAAAACAAAAAGUAUUU
This is a messenger RNA of Anthonomus grandis grandis, 955 nucleotides long. Its product is annotated as brachyurin-like. Gene Ontology annotation, molecular function: serine-type endopeptidase activity. Lineage: Eukaryota; Metazoa; Arthropoda; Insecta; Coleoptera; Curculionidae. Gene Ontology annotation, biological process: proteolysis. The transcript is spliced from 5 exons. The record is from RefSeq and is a predicted model, not a curated record. Bases 68 to 910 code for a protein of 280 amino acids.